Molecule: messenger RNA, 1484 nt
Organism: Zootoca vivipara (common lizard)
Lineage: Eukaryota; Metazoa; Chordata; Lepidosauria; Squamata; Lacertidae
Source: RefSeq, a predicted model, not a curated record
GAGCUGCGAGAGGGCGAGGAGAGAUGGCUCAUGGCAACCCCGUGCCUAAAUUCUACAAAUCGGUUAUCGACGAUGUGAUUGAAGUUGUCCAGGAUGUCUUUGCAGAAGAAGGGGUUGAUGAGCAGGUCCUGAAAGAGCUGAAGCGGCGCUGGGAAACGAAAGUGAUGCAGUCUAAAGCGACGGAAAGCUUCUUCCGCCACAGCCACCUUCCUCCUCAGUUCACCUUGCACCUGCCUCCCAACUUCCACCAAGCCCUGCAGACGACAACAGCUUCUGCCAUCCUACCCCUUGGAAAAACUGUCCCAUCGGAUUGGGGGGGAUGGACAGCAUGGGAGGUGGGCACCUCCAGGUCUGCCGGUACAAUCUUCACCCUGCCUUCAGGCCUCACCUAUCCCAUCCAAAUACCCGCUGGUGUGACUCUGCAGACGGCUUCUGGGCAGCUGUAUAAAGUCAACAUGCCGGUGGUGGUCACCCAGGCCCCGGGAGGUGCAAGUGUCCUCCAGAAUCCAGUUCAGCAAAUAUUCCAGCAGCUUGGGCGGCAGCCCUCAGGAGCUCAGCCUGUGUCCGCUGGUGCCGUUCUGGUAAAUGCCUCUUCUCAUCAGGCACCCAGUGAAAACCUGCAGGCCCCGAAUCCUGCUGUAUCUCAGCAAGGGGGAAUGGAAGAGAAGACCUUGCCGGCUGCUGCUGCUGUCAUACAGGAGGCUAUUGGGAGUCAUGGGAAAGCUGCAGUGGGAGCUCUGGUAAGAGAGCAACCAACCAGCUCCCUGGAGACCCUUCCAAAUGCAGCUGUUCUUGACUUGAAAUUAUCUGAAGCACACUGCCCUACAGUGGCCACAGAAGCGACGGCAGGAAGCUCUCCCAAUGGGUCGGAAUUGCCAGUCAAUCUCGAGCAGUCGCUGGAUCCCGACGAUAUAAUUGAGCUGAUAAUUAUGGGCAACGAGUUGGACGACAGCACUCUCCUGUCUGAUGAAGCCAACCUCUCCUUUUCUGAAGAGCUAGAGACUAGCGUGCAGAUGGAAGCUGAUCUGCAGACCCAGAAGGAUAUUGCCAAUAAUAUCGAAGAGAUAAUUCAGCUGGAUGGAACAGGUGAUGCUUCUCCCAAGGCAGAAAUAGGAAGCCCAAGAGAUGGGGAAGAUGAGGAACUUGUGGGCAUCAUUGAUGCUGAAGAUCUGAAGGUCCUGGAUGAGGAAGAGGAAGAAGAAGAAGGUGAAAACAGUACCUCAGACAAUCAAUCUCUUAGCAGCAGUAGUGAUGUGGAUGAACCCCCGGUUGACAUAAUUGAGGAGGAUCCUUUAAAUUCUGGGGACGAUGUCAGUGAGCAGGAGACACCAGAUGUAUUUGACACCGAUAACAUAAUUGUAUGCCAGUAUGACAAGGUUCAGCGGAGUAAGAACAGAUGGAAGUUCUACUUGAAAGACGGCGUGAUGUGCUUUGGGGGAAAGGACUACGUUUUUUCCAAAGCUAUUGGAGAUGCAGAAUGGUGA